CCUUUUACAAAGGAGAGAGAGAGAGAGAGAGACAGAGAGACAGAGCAGGGGUGGCUUUUGAAGGGAAGAAAAAAAGGUCUGUCCAGGCGCAUUCGGUGCCACGAUGUCCAAACUGAUAUUGCUGUUGCUCAUCCUAUUCUUGGCUCUUCAUCCUUCUUCUCCCCGGCCUGAGCCAUAUGCUAUGCGCAUAAGCUGUGGGGCUCGACUUAAUGUCCACACCGCUCCAACCAAUACACUUUGGUACAAGGAUUUUGGUUAUACAGGAGGAAGGCCAGCAAAUGCAUCACCUACAAGUUACAUUGCUCCUCCACUUAAAACACUUCGCUAUUUCCCUCUCUCUGAUGGCCCAGAGAAUUGCUAUAAUAUCAAGAGAGUACCUAAGGGGCAUUAUGCAGUGAGAAUCUUCUUUGCAUUGGUUGCAGAGCCUAAUUUUGAGAAUGAGCCUCUAUUUGAUGUUUCUAUUCAAGGAAGUCAGAUAUAUUCUUUAAGAUCAGGUUGGAGUACCAGUGAUGAUCAGUCAUUUACUGAAGCCCUAGUAUUUGUUGCAGAUGGUUCUCUCUCUUCUUGUGUUCAUAGCACUGGGCAUGGGGACCCUGCUAUUCUUUCAUUCGAAAUUCUUCAAGUUGAUGACAAAGCAUAUUAUUUUGGUUCAAACUGGGGUCAGGGGACAAUAUUGAGGACAGCCAAAAGACUGAACUGUGGUUCUACAUUGUCUAAAUUUGAUGCAGAUUACAAUGGGGAUCACUGGGGUGGGGACAGAUUCUGGCAUAAAGCUACAACUUUUCAGCAGAGUUCUGGUAAGGUUAGAUCUGUUGAAAGCAAAAUUAAGAAAGCUUCUGUGUCACCAAACUUUUAUCCAGAAGAGAUAUAUCAGACGGCACUUAUUAGUACUGACAGUCUGCCAGAAUUAUCAUAUAACAUGGAUGUGGAUCCCAACAGAAACUACUCAAUUUGGUUGCACUUUGCAGAGAUUGAUGUUGGCAUCACAAAUGUAGGGCAAAGGAUUUUUGAUAUCUUGAUAAAUGGUGAUAUUGCAUUUAAAGAUGUUGACAUUAUCCGUAUGAGUGGGGGCGCUCAUAUGGCUAUUGUGCUGAACAAGACUAUUGCUGUCAAUGGGAGAACUUUGACAAUAACCAUACACCCUACCAAAGGAAAUGCUAUUAUCAAUGCCAUUGAGGUUUUUGAGGUUAUUCCAGCAGAGUCCAAAACUUUAACUGAAGAAGUUGGGGCUUUACAGACGUUGAAGAAUGCUUUGGGACUUCCUCUUCGUUUUGGGUGGAAUGGUGAUCCAUGUGUUCCCCAGCAACAUCCAUGGAGUGGAGUAGAUUGCCUAUAUGAUAAGAAAAACCUCAAAUGGGUCAUAGAUGGACUUACUCUUGACAAUCAAGCUCUGAGGGGUUUCUUGUCGAAUGACAUAUCCAAGCUGCAUCAUCUACAAAGCAUAAAUCUGAGUGGGAACAGCAUUCAUGGAACCAUACCAUCCUCACUUGGAACAAUAACAGGGCUGGAAGUAUUAGACCUCUCUUUCAACUUUUUCAAUGGUUCAAUUCCUGAAAGCCUUGGAAUGCUAACAUCAUUAAAGAGACUGAACCUCAAUGGCAAUCUUCUAUCUGGAAGAGUCCCAGCUGCACUUGGAGGAAGGCUUCUUCACAGAGCUAGCUUCAAUUUUACAAGUAAUGCAGGCCUUUGUGGCAUGCCAGGACUACCAACUUGCGGACCCCACCUUUCCACUGGUGCAAAGAUAGGCAUUGCAUUUGGGUCCCUUGUGGCAUUUUUACUCCUUAUUAUCUGUUCGGUAUGUUGGUGGAAAAGAAGACAAAAUAUUCUGCGGGCUCAGAAGACUGCAGCAAGAGAUGCUCCCUAUGCAAAAGCAAGAACACAUUUUGUGCGUGAUGUGCAACUGACUACUAGGCAUCAUGGUCAUGACAUCCCCAGGACUGCUGUUGAGAGUGGACCUAGCUUGCUCACAUGAUUGGUGAAAGGAAAAAAGGAACAAAAAGAAUGUUUCCAUCUGUAUUUUGCAGUCCUGAAGUUUUUGAGAUUUGUCUGGGCUGUCCUGAAAUUUCCUUAUUCUAUAAUGCUUCAAGUUCAUCAAAAAACCUGUUUAGUAGCCCUUUAGAAUCCAUGUAUUGCUUGUACAAUUCUAGAUUCUAAAAUAUCCCCUUGCAUUUAGAGUGGUGGUAUAUGUUGUAGAUUAUAAUGUAAAUUGCUCAUUCUUCUCUUUUUCCAAUUUUCAGCCCAAAAGUGGGAAGUAGACAAAGAAUGGUUUCCUCAGAUGUGAAGUUAAAGAAUGCUUUUUUGUUCAUGACAACAAUUCUGCAUAUGUGGAGGGCAUUUUGUAUUGAUCAAGGCAUGGCCUAUAUAAUAAACUAACGACUUUAAGGAUAA
This is a messenger RNA of Nelumbo nucifera (sacred lotus), 2388 nucleotides long. RefSeq names its product receptor-like protein 4. Lineage: Eukaryota; Viridiplantae; Streptophyta; Magnoliopsida; Proteales; Nelumbonaceae. The record is from RefSeq and is a predicted model, not a curated record. Gene Ontology annotation, molecular function: protein binding.